CCAGCAACAGUUAAUUCAUUUGGCUAACAUGACACAUACUCAAUCUGUUAUUAACCAGCAAUCGUGUCUUCCAAUUCAGUCUCAUAUUAUUAAUGGUCCUAUUACUAAUCAGUUGACCAACAUGGAACUUAAGCCCAGAUACAUUACAACUUUAAUAUCAGCUCUUCAACAAAACCCUACAAUUUACUCACUCGAUCUAACUUAUUUAUUGCACAAUGAAAUCGAGUUCAAAAACCUCGUUCAAAUGUUGACCACCCUUAAUCUUAGUUUUUGCACUCUUGGAUCAAAUAUUGCAACCCAAAAAAUUGCUGACUCUCUACAUAAAAACCAUAUCUUAAAACACCUCGCUCUACAUAACAGUUUUAUCACCUACAGUAGUGGCAACACAAUUUUAAAUGCCCUAUGCGAAAAUUCCUCCCUCAUACAUUUAAAUCUCUCUACUAACAAACUCAAUGACCAAAAUUGCGCCACGCUAGCAAAAAUGCUUCGAAAAAACACCACCCUUAUUUCUCUAGAUCUAAACUACAACCAAUUAGGUAGGAACAGAUCCUUUGUUGCCAACUCACUUGGCAAAAACAAAAGCUUGGAAUUUCUAGGCCUUUGCCAAAAUAGCUUUUCACCUACCAUCGUCGAAUCAUUUUUAGAGAAUCGCAAUUUAAAUACUACUCUAAUCCAAUUAGAUCUUUCACGCAUCCUUGACGAUAACCAAAUUGUCAAAAUCAAAAAGGAAGAAAAAUACUUACCAAUUCUCACCCAAAUUCUCUUUAAAGAUUAUAGUUUAUAA
Messenger RNA from Racocetra persica, 784 nucleotides. Lineage: Eukaryota; Fungi; Glomeromycota; Glomeromycetes; Diversisporales; Gigasporaceae. The record is from the annotation of a GenBank genome assembly.